Molecule: messenger RNA, 6209 nt
Organism: Malaya genurostris
Lineage: Eukaryota; Metazoa; Arthropoda; Insecta; Diptera; Culicidae
Gene: qin
Product: RING finger protein 17
Exons: 10
Coding region: 279-6056 (1925 amino acids)
Molecular function (GO): zinc ion binding
Source: RefSeq, a predicted model, not a curated record
UCCGCAACAUUCCGCUUGUUCCUUCUAGUUUGCCGGUAACCUUCGUGUUGUUUGAAACGUUUUUGUUUUUGCUGUUGGUUCAAACAAAGUAUUUCGUGAUUUCGAAUAUUCGUUUGUUUCGGGGACUAAUCGGACGCCGGAAUUUUCACGUUCCGAAGAAAUUUUAACCUUAUUGUUUGGGAAUAAUCGUACUGUGAAGUGAACUAUCGAUAGUUGUGAAUUACAAACGGCGUGUUUUCGCGAGUGAAGAACGUAAACAAACCGAAUAGGAAGGCGCAAUGUCUUUCGAAAACGUGCAAAACCUACUCCGAUCGGAUCAAAGCUUGACCUGGCGAACGCCGCCGAAAUGUCCUAAAUGUCAUCAGCUCUACACUUCCUGUUACGUUAAACAAGGCGUUUCUCGGCGUGCAUUCAUCCUGAAAUGUGAUCAUUUAAUGUGUGAACGAUGCAUUAUGGAUCAAUGCCACGGUCCCAAUCGUUCCGUGGUAUGCCGCAUUUGCAAUAUCAAAACAAUUCUGGAUCCAAAACGUCGGAUGAUGGAUCAACUGCAGCACAGUUAUCAAAUGCUGGGAUUCCUGUACCAGCGACAACAUGAGGUCUCACGUCUGUCAGCCACUCUUCCAGAUUCUUCCUCUUUCGAUAAUAACGCUGAUCAAGAUGACGAACCUGACAAAGAGUGCUUUGAGUGCAAUCUAUCCCGAACACGCCACUACUGUCAAGAAUGCGACACACCGCUCUGUCGCGAUUGCUUCGAGAAGAUCCAUCGUGUCGGAAAGGUACUUUCGAAGCACAAGUUUUGUUCGCUUACAGCCAAAAAGUGGAUCCAGGAGGACACAAGCAUCUGUGACGAACACAAACUAACGACGGUGCUGCUUUGCACCACCUGUGAGAAGCUGAUUUGCACCGCUUGCCGAAAGGGCACCCAUGCGGUGCACUUCUGCAUCGAAGUGGUUGACAUUAACAAGGAGGCUCAGCCACGGUUGAAGAAGUUAUUGCUAGAUCUACAGCAGGCGUACGCAAUCAACGAGCAAGGAAAACAGAACACUGAGCGCAUACUGGAGAAGCAGAAGGAGUACACCAACCAAGUCCUAACCGAGAUCACCGAUUAUUUUUUCUCUCUUCACAACGUGCUUCAAUCCGUAGAACAAGAACUAUUAAUCUCGGUGAAGAAUAGUUUUCUAAAACUGAACACGGAAGCUACAACAGUCCAAAGAGAACUCCAUGCUUCAGGUCGACAUUUGAAACGUUCCAUAGAGCAAUUCAAAACAUUCCAAGUAGCAGUACCACGACAAACACUGCUGACGGAUCUGAUCAAAGAUAUGAAGAAGAUGCUGCACACCGCACCGGUCACAGCUAAGUUUCAAGAACCGGACGAAAAUCCUUUCCGUUUUCGAGAACGUGAACCUUUUCGUAAAGAAGUGCGUAACUUUUUCGAGCUCAACUACAAACCAAACAGUUACCAAUGCAAGCUCGUUCCCUACUAUCAACCUGACGCCUUUCCUGUGCUGGAAACUAUAAAUUCACCCGAACCUAUACAGGAGUCACGAAUUGAGUCACCUAUCUAUGAAAGUAGACGCGGUGCUAUAUCUAGAGUAGGUGCUGUAUCUACCCCUCCGGUGAAACAGCAAAUCAAUAGAUCAGUAUUCUCAUCGGAUGAUACCCUGAAGGAUGAUCCAUCUAGUAAACACAAUUCAAGUUCAAAAACACCUGAAUCGAGCCGGAUCCAGCGGGACUCUUUGAUAGUCGAAUCUGGAAAGAGUGCAGAAGGUCGUAUCAAAUCAUCCAAAAAUAAGCGAAAAAAUAAAAAAGGUUCAAAUUCACGCCGCACUCCCCCGAAGGAUGAAAAACCCACACAACCCAACACUAAGCAGACGGUGGUAUCUAAGGCACGUUCUGAAGGUCCUGAUUUGGUAAUGAUUACCAGUCCGGUACAGCAAUCAUCUCGUCAUAGCACUGGCGGAGGUAACCGCAAUCCAUAUCCAAAGCACGAUGUGUCCAAACGAAGUCAGGUUGGUCGAUUGAGAUCACAUGGUUCUACUAGUUCCGCUCCAAGCGACUCUAACCAACGAGGUUCCCCGAUUUCACCUGCUGAACCUGUCCGUGAGAAGCUCAAACCGGUUCUUGAAAUUAAUCCCAUCAAUCCGGACAACGCAUCGUUCAUCAAAUUCAGCCAGAAGGUCAACGUGACGUGUGUACUGAGCCCGAACAAAUUCUACGUGCAGAAUCAAACCUUCAAGUCGAUCGUGAACGAAUUGUGCCAGGAUGAUGGUGCAACUGCCGAGGAACCGGAAGACAUCAAUGUUGGUUCGCUUUAUCUGGCACAACCAACAUCCGAAAGCAAUUGGUACCGGGCAAGGAUACUCAGUCGGGCCAAGCAUGGUAAAAAGUAUGAAGUUUUCUUUGUCGACUAUGGUCGUACGGAGGAGAUUUCUAGGGGACAGAUUCGUGUUCUAAGUGCCGAUCUGGAGGGCUUUGCUUCAGGAGCGAGCGAGUGCACUCUCUACGAUCUGGUGCCGGCCGAUGGAAGCGAUAAGUGGAGUGCUGAGGCAAGACAAAUUAUGAUUGAUUUUAUCGAAAACAAACAAAUGAUUAUGUACCUGGUGCAGCAUGACGAAAACAAUAAGGAUGAACCAAUGCACGUCGAUCUAAUUUCCCAAACCAUCGAUAGCCCGAAGUCCCUACGCCAUGCAUUGUUGUAUCUAAAUCUGGCAAAACGUGAUCCGAAGUCAGCGAAACGAACCAGCGAUUCCUUACGCAAAAUUGAUCAACUAGAGAAAGUGAUACUGAAGUGGAUCUCGGAAUACAAGCGAACUAUAAUACCGCGAGAGCUGGAAAAGGAUGAUGUUUUUAAGGCAAAAAUAACAUGUAGCAUGUCGCCUAGCGAGUUCUACAUUUGUAAAAAUGCUUGGUUGGAAAAGUACAACCGUAUGCAGCAAGAAUUAAACGAAUAUUGUACCAAAGAUGCCAUGGUCGCCUUUUCACCGCACGUUGCUAUGGUUUGUGCAUUUGCCGAGAAGGAUGCUGAGGAGACAGUAAUUUGGCGGCGUGGUCGAGUGCUAAAAUUAGGAGAAGCUCAUUGCGAGAUAGUCUCGGUCGAUACUGGACAUCGUUUAUUGAUUCCCUGGCAAGACAUCCGUUAUAUACCGAAACAGUUUUGUACUCAGGCUGAGUUUGUGGUAUGCUGCAAACUAUUGCACAUUCAACCUUUCAAGCAAUACAACUACCGUUGGACGGAUGAAGCAAUAGCAGAUUUCAAUCGAUUGGCCAACAGUAAUUCAGUCUUCCAGAUUAUCGUAGAUAAUCGAGACGUCGAUCUUUCCUAUGAUGUGGUGUUGUAUAUAGUCAGGAAACGGUACGAUACCUGCGUGAAUGCAUUGAUGGUUAAGAACGGGUUCGCUGUUUCUACCGGUUCCGAAAGUAUCGUAGUGGAACGGGCCAAGGAUGUCCCGGAAGAAGACAUUGUAGCGGCUUGCGAUAGUGCAAGUGUUAAAACAACGGGAAGUAAAAGCUCGACAUCCGAAAAACGAAAGACAAGAGUUCGGGUCGAGAUAUUGCGAGUUGUUUCGCCGGGUGAAUUUUACAUAAGCCUAGUCAAAAACGCUAGUGGUGUUUCACAAAUGCAAGAAGAGAUUCAAAACCGGAUGGACGACAAAAUGGACGAUGGAGACGAUAAGAAGGAAUGGAAGGUAGGAGAGUUGUGUUUGGUGUUCCCAACGUUGAUGCUUCCCGGCACCGAUGGAAUAUCUUGCGAAUGGUAUCGUGCCCGGGUGAUAGAAAUUGUGGAUGACAGCAACUAUACUGUAUUUCUGAUUGAUAAGGCCUAUACCAUGAAUGCUCACUAUUCUAACAUGAGUGCAAUCCCGGACGAUUUGAAGCAGGUUCACCCUGCUGCCAUACGCUGCUUUCUGGCUUGCAUUGGCCCAACGGGCAAUAACGAGGCAUGGUCGUCGUCUGUGAUCGAUGCAUUCAAAGUAGCAAUCGACAAAUUCGAAUGCUUCGCGAUCUCCCUCCACGGCAGAAGUGUCAACGAUUCGCUGCCCGUCAUUCUCUGGGGAAUGAUUGCCGAAAGUGCGAAAGCGCUCUCUCCUCAACUAUUUCAGUAUGCCAACAUCAAUAAUAAUCUGGUUCAGUACGGUUACGUACAUCUGAAGGAAAAAUUCAUGCCUCUAUCUGCAGCCAGUUCAGUGGAGGAAGAACUUUUGCGGCACUAUCAAGCUUUUGAUCAGUUCUUUCAAGCGUUGGAUGUCGAUAUGGAGGAACCCCUGGUCGAACCGAGCUAUUCGGGUUCUUGCGAUACAUAUCAGGAUGAUCUCACAGAUGAACCGACUCCGAUCGAUCGUUGGCUACCGGCGAAACCAAUCGAUAAGACCAUUUUCGUGGGUGUGCCCACGUACGUAGACAACAAUGGCGUCAUCUAUCUACACGACAUGGAGAAGGAAUCGAUCCUGACGGCACUGAAGAAGGUGAUUAAUGGCAAGUUUGAGGGUAGCCAACAGCUGCCAAGUGACAAAUUUUAUUCCAAUGGCGAACCUUGUCUGGCCAAGUUUCACAUUGACGAUCAGUUCUAUCGGGCCCUGAUUCGCAAGGCCAUCAGUCCUUGUCGCUAUAAGGUCCAGUUUGUGGACUACGGGAAUAUUGAAGAAUGUGACGUACAAGAUCUGCGGAAGAAUGUUAUUUGCGGACGUGUUCCGAUAUUGGUCAAUAAAUAUCGGUUGACCGAUGUUGCGCCGAAGGAUGCGGACGUGGUAUGGAAAACGGAUGUACUGGACACGAUGCACUCCUUGAUCGUUGGCAAACAGUGCCAAGUUCGAGUGGAUACGGAUAUGGACACCGAUGCUGCUGGAGUAGUGCCAUGCUAUCUGAAAGUAACCGGAGUCGUCUCAGUCGAUGUAUCCGAAUAUCUGCUAAAUCAAAAGUUAGUUGUGAAGAAACAUGCUGUGUUUGAGGAGAAAGUAGAUCAACUGUAUGAUCCCUAUAUGAAUCUAUUUGGUAGCAAAAAGCGAGAUACAUCGCCGAAGAGUGGACGAUUGCGUAUUGCGGCAAAUUUUGGGCAGGACCCUGGAAGCGAUAGUGAAAGCGCAGAUCGAGUUCCUUCGAAUGAUUUCCGCGGUCGUUUCACUAGACAAGAACUGGACGAUCUAUUCGAGCACGUAGCGAAUGAACAAAGCCGUGCGGCCGAUUGUGACGAAGACGAUGGCGAGGAUUCCAUAGAAAAUGGAGUUGACCUGAAUAAGGUGCAGUAUUUCUAUAGCUUCGGCGAUGUUAAGCAGGAACUUGACUCGGAUAUGGAAGAUGGUGAAGUAGUCGAUACGGACAAAACAAAUGACGAAGCCGGCGGUUGUCCCGAGACUGAUGGAUCUUCGAAUGUUUCAUUCAAUCCUAAUGAAUUCGAUACAUCGACACAGAUUGAUCCACCGCUAGAAUUGACUCGUCCUACAUUACACGGAUUCCCACAAUUCCAGCUGGACGAAUCGAUCACUGGAUUCUACUGCGAGGUCACAAACCUCAUUAAUCCUUUUAAUUUAUUUGUAUUUCCACAAAUGGAAGAUCACAUCCAGCGAAUGAAGGAAAUGAUGGCGAAAAUUCAAUGCUAUGUUCGUAAACACCGAAAGUGUUCCGACAUUGAGGAGAAUAUGUCGUGUCUUGCUUUGUUCAAGCAGGACAACUUCUGGUAUCGGGGCAUCAUUGAAAAAUACUUCCCCGACCGAGCAGAAGUAUUAAUUUUUUAUGUUGAUUACCUUAACAAGGAGACAAUCAGUGUUCGUGAUAUCCUCAAGUGUCCGGUUAGCCUACGGCGUGUUCCGCUGCGAAAUGUGCAGGUGCAGCUCCACGCGAUUCGAGGGAAUCCACGAAUGCGAGAGUCCGAUAUAAUGAUGAAGCUGGUCGAGCUAAUCGAGGGCAAGCGGAUUUAUGCCAAGGUGGCCAGCCAUUCACCCACCCUCGAGGUCGAACUGUACACAGAUUCGAAGUGUACCAAUUUGAUCUAUCACAAGAUGAUAAAGGAAAAGUUCUUUCUAGUGGCAGACGAUGGUCGUUCACGGCAGCGAGUAAACUAGGUUGCAGUUUUACGUAUGUAAUUUAUGAAUUUACCUAUACCUAGCAAGCGUUAGUUGUUACAAUAAGGGGAUGUUACUUACCAUUUCCAUGUUCUGAAUUUGAAUCAGCGAAUGUUUUCAAGCGCUACAUGAAUUAAAGAAUUGAAAUAUUAA